GGCCUGGCUCUGGUGGGGGUUCCUGGGAAUCUCACCCUGUUUGGUUUUUCCUUUCUGCCUCCCCAUUCUCUGGAACCAACCCAGUUGCCAUGGAGACUGCUGUUGCCAAGGCAGCGGAUUGGCCAGCGCCUGGGGGGUGGAGGCUUCCCUGGGGUCCAGUGGUAUUGUCAGCUGGCACUGCGGAGGCAGCAGCAGCAUGGACAAGGCUGGGGCGGAUGUGUGGGCGGACACCUUCACCCAGCUGAUGGCCCAGAAGAAGCCCCAGGACGUCUGGGUUCUGCACCCCGAGGAGAGCCUGCUCGCGGGGGACCUGGAGGGGGGCGGUCUCCAGUUGCAGCUGAAGGGGCUUUCCAGGCUCCAGUGCAGCCGCUGCCCGUGGACCUGGGGCUCUGCCCACGUGCACACCCUCUUCCACCUGUGGUGGGACGGGGACAGUGGCCAGGGGCUGGUGAGGAUGCGUGUGUGGGGCCAGCAGUGCAGGCUGUGCCCCGUGGACACCCUGGCCGAGUGCCAGGUGAGCCCUGCCAGUGUCCACAUCUUCCUCAGCAAGCUGGUCUUGUUCAUCCUGUGGAAAUGCUAUGGGGACAGCAGCGACCCAGGGCAGUGCCCGGAGAUCUGCCUCGGGGACUACUGUGAGGCUUGUGAUCUAGGGCUCUGUUUCCUGCAGCAAGUGUCCGGCCCUGCCAAGGGGCCUGUGGUCAAGAGUAUCAGUGCCAGGAAGGGCAGGCAUGCUGUGAAGGGCUGUGGCUCUGCCACAGAGUACAGUGGUCAGCAGCUGUCCAUCCACGGCAAUGGCCCCACACCUGCCACCGUCCCUCUUCUGGUGGUUGACUUCAGUGAGGACCUGUCCUCUGAGAGUGAUGGCCUCCUCAGUGGGGGUGGGGGCACUAUAACCAUCCCUUUCUCCCUUGUAGGUGGCCACUGGAAGGGCUCCCUUCCAACAGCUGGUGGCCACCAGCCACCCAUCAUUGGCCAGGGCUCCAUCUGCCUCUCUGGAAGCUCUGUGGCCGAGUCUGAGCACAAAGGCACCCCUGUGAACCUCAGCGCCCCCAUCUUCCACCGCCGAGGGCUGCCAGGCAGCGUCCAGAGGGCCUUUGCAUCGAGAGGCUUCCUCUUCAAGGGCCAGGGCUUUGUCCUGGUCCCCAGUAGCAGGGCCUUCAGCCCUGGCCCUGUCACUCCUGGGAGAGACCCACCCCUAGUGUCCUAUGUCAUUGGCCUCAUGGCUCAUGGGGAAGGUUCCAUCACUUUCCCCUCGUCCUUGGCCAGUGUCAUCAGAGGCCAGGACCUUGUCACUGACUUCACCCAGGGCCAAGGGCAGGAAGGCAGGCAGAGCUCUGUCACUCACAGGGAAAACCACAUUGAGGACCCCACUGUCAGCGCAGAGGGCUCUGUCACCUUCCCCUUCAUUGUUACUGGUGAUGCCAGCGAUGAAGACCCUCUUAUUAACAUGGUCGAGGCUGAAGAAGAGCCAGAGGGCCAGGACCUGGUCACUGCUGGCCACACCCUACUUCUGGAGAGUGGAGCAGCUGGUUCUGUCCCCAUCAGCCGGGGCUCCCUCACCAUCCCCUUCUCAGUCUUUGGUAUCAUAAAGCACAAGGGCCCCAGCUAUAGGGUCAGCGGUCUCCAAAGCAAUGGCUUGGUCACCUACAGCUAUUAUCAGAAGAGACGGCUGAGGUCCAGGCCUGGCAAGUCCAGGUGUGGCACCCACCAGGAGGAGGACUUCUGCUCCCACAGGUGCCCUCGAAGGCAGCACACUGAGCCCUCGGAGGACUUCUGGAUCUGCCUCUCCUUGGCCAUCUGCAUCUUGUGGCUUCUGUGCAUGUACCGGCUGAACCUCGGAGGCCUCUAGUAGGGAGCCUGACUGCUCCCUCUGGCGUCCAUGUGGCUGCCUAGCAGGCCUGGCUGGCUACCGUCCUCUGAGACCCACUGGUCUCCCCGAUCUGUUCUCUUUUUUGACUCCAGUGCUGGUUUAGGGGGUCUGUUGUGAGUGAUCUGACCUGUGCUUGUUUGUUCCGGAGUUUAUUUGUAUGUGUCAAACUCCAAUAAAACGAAAGGAACCCCCCCCCCAAAACAAAAAACGGUCACUCUGCUCCCCCAAGAGGACUGAGGGGUAAGCAGGUGGAUUCCCGUGCCUGGGGAGGGGCUCUCCUCCAUCUCUCCCUCCUCCCUUGCUUCCUUCUCCCGAGGCCCCGCGAGCUCCUGACCGUGUGCAUAUUCUGUAUUGGGACAGGAACCUGGGACGAGGUGUGGGGAGUGGGCACGCAGGAGGGUCAUGCCCCACCUUCAGAUGACGUCAGCGGGGGCACACCUCCUGAAGCCCGCUCCCUUCCCCGCACUGCGGCCCUGGUCCGUGCGCGGACUUGCAGCCGGCUCCCGCCCCCAGCUGUGCAGCCCCGGGCUGACGACCGACCGCAGCCUCCUCUCUGAGACCCCCACCCAACCAGCGCACCCUCUGCCCGGGUCCUUUCUCCAGGACGACCCCGCAGGGCCGGGUCAUGAGGCCCGCACACCCCCCUGCGCGACCUGUCCCCAAAGGGCUAUCAUCUGGGAAGGGGAGGGACUCCAGCCUGUGACCCCUCCGCGGGGCCCAGGAUCGGGCCCACCUUGCCUGCGGGGGGCUCCAGGACAGAUGACGGGAGGGCGCUGCCGGCGGCCACCGGGGCCACACGCUCCAGUCCCACCCCGCGGCCGCCGAGUUCCCCGACCCCGACCAGCCCGACCCGGCAUCCAGUUCUGGGCAGCGGCCAGGGCACCUGCUGGGCUUCCCAAGGACUGUCAGCAGGAGGCUGCGAGGAACCAUCUGGUGCUCCGGGAGUUUCCACUUCUGCCAUCAAGGCCAAUCAGAGAGGACGUGACCAUGAGGUGUUAAGGGCUUCCAUUCCUGCUGCAUCAAUCUACAGAAGUUAUUCGUCACCCCCCGGUUAUUCUGCUGCAGCCGGACUGCGGCAAUGAGGGACAGUCAGGGUGUGGCUGUUCUGGAAGAUUCCCACUGCCUAAUAACAAGGACUGCGGCAAGAGUCUGUCUUCACCAGGAGAAGUCCAGCCUGACUCUGGAGUUGGUGCCGGCAGCAGUGGUGCUCAGAGUGCUUCAGGUGGAGGGAUCCUGGCAGCUGGCUCUGCAGGGUCUGUGACUCCCACCGUGGGCUGACUUUGGGGCUAUCAGCUGCCUCAUUUCCUCUUGUGCCUGUCAAGGUGGCUGCGGGGACCUGGGAUCCUGACCUUGGACUUCCCCACGGUCCUCCCCCUUGGUCUCUCCAGGUUUCUCUCCUCUCACCUGGCUUGUCAAGUACCUGAGUCUGGAGCCGGAUUCCACACCUUCCUUUCUUGUCCAUCUGGGACAUCAUGGUCAUUCUACAAACACCCACUGGAGACAGCAUGGCCUGCCCAGAUCUCUCGUGGAACAGAGGGUACUUGGUCAUUGGUGCUGACAUUUUUCUCCAGCCACGAGGUGAACAGUUUUGGCCCAUCACCUCCUUCUGCCUUGAUGUGUGAUGCCAAAGCAAUGGGCCAGCUGAUCAUGAACUGACCCUCUGAAACUGAGGGGGAGGAUCUUGAUUCCAUUGGAGAAAGAGGGUGCAUCCUUCCAUGGAUGGCUCCAGAGGUUGGAAGAAACCAGGAGAGGAUCCAGGAGAAGCCAAACCUGGAGCAAGGAGUAUAGCAGCAAAGAGGGGAAGAAGAAGCCUCAUUGCCCAGAAGACCAGGACCCAUCUCUUACCCAACUCUGCCUCAAAUCCCAUAUUUCUCUCCCUGAACCCCGCUAAUGAUUCUCCAAUAAUUUAACCAGAGUAACCCCAGCCUUUUGAGCUGGAAAAAGGGUUCCCUAAGGCCCUUCUGGACUCUUCUGUUUUCAUUGACCAGGUGGGAAUAAAGUACAUGGCUUCAGCUUCUCA
Messenger RNA from Ictidomys tridecemlineatus (thirteen-lined ground squirrel), 3890 nucleotides. The record is from RefSeq and is a predicted model, not a curated record. Lineage: Eukaryota; Metazoa; Chordata; Mammalia; Rodentia; Sciuridae.